Durusdinium trenchii is the source of this 2233-nucleotide messenger RNA. NCBI's taxonomy places the organism in Eukaryota, Dinophyceae, Suessiales, Symbiodiniaceae. The record is from the annotation of a GenBank genome assembly.
AAGCCAUUUGUGGUUUUCGCUGACGUAGCGCAAAAAGCCAUGCGCGGACAAGAUUAGCCAUGAGUGCGAUGGUGCUUGAUUUGAAGGCUUUGGCUUUACACAACUGUCUUCAGCAACUCGGUCGGCAAGCCUCUCCUGCUCCCGAAGCCAACGUCCGAAGUUCGUGCAUAAAAUUGCUGACAGAGACACUUCACAAAGUGGAUCCCACUUGGGUGGUGAAGCCCUUUGGCAGCAGUGCUAAUGGCUUCAGCAGCAAGGAGCUGGGCGGAUACGUGGCUUGGGAGCUAGAGUCCGAGAUCCAUAGAGCUGCAUAGAUGCACAACAACUGUGCAAAGGUUGAACAAAAUCAUAGUGGUAAUUGUGCGUAACAGGUAUAUAGUUAUACUGUUAUAGAUUGCUCCUUGCACUCUGAUUCGAGUCGCUACCGAUGCAGGAACAUGCACACACACAAUGUGAUGAUGCACACGUGCCGGCAAAAUCAGGACCAGUGACCGUGACCUGUUGUUCGGCGGAUGUGAAAAGUGCACGGGGAGGCUCUUGACUUCCGACUUCCCCGAGCGAUCGGAUUUCGAUCCAGUUGGCGCUCUCAAGCUCUGGUGACGGCCUUGGAGAGGGCCAUGUUGUGGGAAGUGGACCCGGAUUCUCUUCGAAUCAUCCCUUUCCAUGACCUCCAUGCUCACCAACCCGGUGUAACCAACCUUGGAGAGCAGGCAGCUCUUUCGUUUGCGCCAUGAAGGCGGUUUAACGAUUGUCCAAGCGGGCGCUGGGCAAAAGAGAUGAGUCGAACAACAAGGUCCAAGUGCAACAGCUUUCUUCACAUAAGCAAGCCUCCAUAUCGAUGGGAAAGGAAGGUCAGGAUGCCGAAUUGGCGGUGUCGCGUAUGCCGAAGGAAGCGGCCCUGAAAAGCAGCGUUUGCCACAACAGGCCAUUCCCAAUGGCAUCUUAGAGCAUUUCCUGCUUGAGAUCUCUGACUCUCAAAAAGUAGAUGUGUAUAUAGUUGAUACACUUUGCAUAUGAAUGUGGGAUUCCGUGGGAUAUGGCAGGACUCAGACCUAGACUUGACCUGCGUCAUCCCAAACGUCGCCGUUGCAGCAGCGUUGGAGAUCUUUGCAGAAAAGCGCCAGGUGGUAUUGAGUACCUUAGAAGCCGCCGGUAUUGAAGUUUUUCAAGAGAUAUGGACUGCCAGAGUGCCUGUGGUCAAGAUGAAGUUUGCUGGUUUCUUGGAGGUGGACCUCACGUUUCAGAACAAUGCUGCCUUGGUGAACACGGAGCUGCUCAAAGCAUACUCCAACAUGUGUCCCCAGCUCCGCGAACUUGGCAUAGCUGUCAAGCGCUGGGCAAAGGCAGCUGGUGUGUGUGGUGCACCUCAAGGGCACCUCUCUUCGUAUUCAUUUACCCUCAUGGCGAUCUACUUCAUGCAGACCUGCCAUGGGUUGCCAUGCUUGCCAACAGAUGCAUUCUCUGAGGAUGGCCCAGCGCCCAAUGUUCGCAAUUGGCGUUGGGAGAGCCCUUUGCCCGUGCCAGCCCUGCUGAUGCAGUUUUGCUUAUUCUAUCACCACGAGUUCCAGUGGGGCACUGAAGUGGUGUCGCCACGUAUGGGAUGCCGGAUGACGAUUCGUGAGCAAUGUUUCUCCUGGCUCGAGACUUGGGGUGAAUCACGGCUACAUAUUGAAGAUCCCUUCAUCCUGGAGAGAAAUUUGAACUGCGUUCUAGGCUCAUGGCAAGAAGGCAGGCUGAGAGAGGUGCUCCAGGAGAGCGCCUUAGCCAUGAUUUCUGGCAAGCUACCGAGGUGCUUGGACAGCACAGCCAACGCAGAGGACACUGCCAGUACAGAAACUCCAGCAUCUGGAGUUGCCGACAAGACCCCUGCCUUAUCGUCCGAUGCUGAAGACCUUCAAAAGCCUCCGGUGAAGGAUUCUCCCGGAGCUGCAGCUUCUCCUGGAUCGCCUGCUCGAACCUCCAGGGCACCUGAGCCGUCUGAGGUGCCAGUGACGGUUCUUCGCUUGCAAGAACCACGAGAGGAUGAGAAGGAGAACGAAGAGAAGGAGAUGAAGCGAAUGAUUGAGUUGCUGAGCAACAGAGUGUUGUGUUUGUAAAUCUCCUCGCCCAGCUGGGGUUUUAAAAACAAGUGUAUUGAUGGCAGUGUAAAGAUUUUGGUUACAGUACUGUAAAAUACCACUGUGAAAUAUUACAUGUAACAGGAUUGUUGUUUUUUCUUCACGCGAGUUCUUGG